Messenger RNA from Parastagonospora nodorum SN15, 462 nucleotides. RefSeq lists its product as hypothetical. The transcript has a single exon. The record is from RefSeq and is a predicted model, not a curated record. The coding region runs from base 1 to 462 and encodes 153 amino acids. Lineage: Eukaryota; Fungi; Ascomycota; Dothideomycetes; Pleosporales; Phaeosphaeriaceae.
AUGGCGCCCGCACUCGCCUCCGAAGAAACCCAAAUCGACACACACUCCCGCACCGCCCUCGCAACCACAAAGCGCAACCUGCGCUACCUCUACGACCCCAAAUCCGCGCCCAACGCCAUAUCCUCGCGGCGCACACGCACCCUCCUGCGCGUCCUGCGCUCAGCGACAAUAUUCCUCUUCUGGCGGCUAGUCCGAUACGCAAAAUAUGUCGCCAUUGGCAGCCUAGUUGCGACGAUUGGGGCGGGCGCGUUCGGCACCGUGGUGUCGGGCGCGGGGUUUGUGCUUGCGCCGACGGGGAUUAUGGGCACGGUGUUGGCGGGGAGUGUGUGGGGGGUGGGCAGGGUGGUGCUUCGGAGGGUGAAGCAUAGAUGGGGGCAUGGGGAGGGGUAUGGGGAGGAAGAGGAGGAGAGGGAGGAUAGAAGAUGGGGGAGGGUGGAUGAGGUUGAUGCUAUGCCUUGGUGA